This is a messenger RNA of Glycine soja, 1284 nucleotides long. RefSeq names its product cytidine deaminase 1-like. Gene Ontology annotation, molecular function: zinc ion binding; cytidine deaminase activity. NCBI's taxonomy places the organism in Eukaryota, Viridiplantae, Streptophyta, Magnoliopsida, Fabales, Fabaceae. Bases 24 to 905 code for a protein of 293 amino acids. Gene Ontology annotation, cellular component: cytosol. The transcript has a single exon. The record is from RefSeq and is a predicted model, not a curated record.
UUGGGCUCAGACUUCAUUUUUCAAUGGAUCCACCACCCUCUAAGUUCGUAAUCGAAGCAUCGGAAGCCCUUGCCCUGGCGGAGUCCGCCGCCGUGACCCUCCCGGAACUCCUCCCCACCCUGGUCCCCGCCGCCCAGCCCCUCGCCCGACCCCCCAUCUCCAAGUUCUCCGUGGCCGCCGUGGGCCUGGCCCCCUCCGGCCGCAUCUUCGUCGGCGUCAACCUGGAGUUCCCUGGGCUCCCCCUCCACCACUCCGUCCACGCCGAACAGUUCCUCAUCACCAACCUCUCCCUGAAUGCGGAGCCCCACCUGGUGUCCCUGGCCGUCUCCGCCGCCCCCUGCGGGCACUGCCGCCAAUUCCUCCAAGAACUCCGCGCCGCCGCCGACGUGAAAAUCCUGGUAACCUCGGAGGCCACAGCAGAAUUCAGGGCACUCUCUGACUUCCUCCCUCACAGGUUCGGUCCCCACGACCUUCUCCCCCUUGAAGCUCCCCUUCUCUUGGAACCCCACCACAACACCCUAACCCUCCAACACUAUCUCAACGCCCACGUGCCCAAUCACAAGUUGAAAAUUGCGGCUCUCGAGGCCGCCAACAAAUCCCAUGCACCCUACAGUGGGUCCCCCUCCGGCGUCGCCCUUCUCGACUGCCAUGGUAAUGUUUUUAAAGGCUCCUACAUGGAAUCCGCCGCGUUUAAUCCCAGCUUGGGCCCCGUCCAGGCAGCCCUCGUCGCCUUCGUCGCCGGCGGCGGCGGCGACUACGACCGGAUUGUGGGUGCUGCGUUGGUGGAGAUGGACGGUGCCGUCGUUAAACAGGAGCACACGGCGAGGCUGUUGAUUCACUCCAUUUCCCCCAAUUGCCAAUUCGACACAUUCCUUUGCCACAACAACAACAAUAAUGAAUAUUGAAUCCCUUGUUACGUCUUUGGAAGUGGUUCGAAUAAUUAAUUCAAUAAUGAAGUACUAGUGCAUUUUAAUCAAAUCCUUUACAUAUUUAAUUGGACUGCACCAGCUUCAAGUAAUUAAUAUAUCUGGAAGGCUGAGGAUAUGCUUCAAUUUGGCUUUAAACUUGAUCACGUGUUAAUCAUCUUUUUAAUACUGCGUCUGGAAACCAUUCAAACAAAACAACAAGACCAGUAUAUAUAGCUCCAUGCUUUUCGAAUCUACAUGUGACCACCUAUAUCAGCUAUAUGUAAUCUGUUCACAAUUAUGCCGUAUUUUUAACCUAGUCAAUUCCAUUGUUUUUUCGUUUAAUAUUAACUAAUCCCCCCAAUCACAUUGUUCUCUA